AUGAACUCCAACGUAUUAUAUCAGUUACCUCCAAAAAAAGUUUUGACUGGAGCUCCACCAUUACCUAAACAUCCUCAGAAAAACCUCCCCACUUCUACAAAACACCUUCAACAAUCCCCAAAAGAAAAUAAAUUAACCCAAAACGAUAAUAAAAUAGAGGUUUUACAUGAACUGCCAAAACAACCUCUAAAAGCUCCACCAUUACCUCCUUUACCAAAAGGGGCUAAGCCAAAAGUUUCACCUAAUCCUAAUUCUCCACCUCAACCAAAAGAAACACUACCCCCUCAAAAUCAACGACCAAUAAUACCAAAACUUGAAGUUCCAAACACUCCAAAACAACACUUAUCGAGUCCUCAAAGGUCUAAUACUUCACCAAUCAAACCUACAGAUACUCAUAAUGAGACUAUUGCAGAGCAUUCUACACAAAAACAAACACCAAGGUCACAAUGUGGUCUUGAAAAACACCUUCAACAACAAAGGGCUUCUGUUGGUUCAACCCAACCAUUAUAUGCUUUAUCCCCAAGACAACAUACUUCUACACCAGUCAAAGGUGUUCCUAAAGAGCCAACACUGACAAAUAACUUUUUUAAGAAAACAACCCAUGUAUCUCCUCGUCAGUUUAGUGGAGAUUCUUUUAUUUUGAAUACUUCUUCAUCUACUAACUGUACAUCAGAUAUAACAACACCAAAUAAUAGUUCUACUUCUCCAAAAGUAAAUGAUUUAUCAUGCCAAGGUCAAAAAGUGAUUGAACCAAUAACUACUCAAAAUCUUGGAAAUAACAAAGAAGAAACACCACAAGAAGAUAAAGAAGAAUUAAAACACUCAAGAAGAGGAAUUGGUAUUUUCUCAAAAUUCUCUAAAUCAAAUGAUUUAUUAACUUCAUCAACAAAAGACGAAAAGAAAAAAGAGAAAAAAGAAAAAAAAGUCAAAAGAAAAGGUGAUGAGAAUUGUGGGUAUGAGAUACAAUCACCUCGUGUAGAUAUUGUUAUUCAGCCAAAUGAUUUUUUAAAAAAAUAUGAGACAUAUAUAAUUAAUGAUGAUGCUGAAUCAAAAAUUCGGUUUAUUCCUAAAAAUCGUAUUGGAGAAAAAGUUAAUGGAAGUGAAUUACUAAUGCAUACUGCUGAAUUAAUAUUUACAGAAUUCAUGUUUUGUGCUCGAUUACAAAUAUUUAAAACAUGGUUUGAAGAUAUUAUUAAAAAAGAAAUUCCUUUAUUAAAACAUCAAGAAGAUUUAUUAUUUGGUCCAUUGGAUUCAUUAGUAGAUUCUAUUAGUCGUAUGUGUUUAGAAUUAGAACCGUUAUAUUAUGAAUUACUUGACAAUAAUAUAAAUAUGGAAGAUAAAAUAGUUUUAGAUAUUAUAUUGAAAUAUUAUGCUUUUGUUACUGGAGUUCAAUCAGGUUCAGUUAAUCUUUCAACUUCAUUUCUUCCAUUUGUUGCUCAUUAUACUUCAUUAGCAACAAACAUUGAUGAUUUUAUUAAAGAUAAUAAACAACUUAAUAAGUUAGUUACAAUUCAAAUUAAUUCAUGUAUUGAUAAAAAUAUCAAACAAUUUGCUGAUUUAUACUUUGCUCCAACACAAAGAAUAUGUAGAUAUGAAUUAUUACUUUCUAGUAUAUUGAAAGAAAUUCAAGACAAAGAAUGUAAAAUAGCAAAAUAUUUAAAUGAGACAAUUAUUUGUUAUAAAGAAAUGAAUGUUAAUAUUAAUGAGCUUAUUUUUAAGUCUAAAUAUUUUUAUUUAAAAAGAUAUGAGUAUUUAGAUCAAAUAUACAAAUCAAACAAACCAAUUAUUAUGGCAAAUAUUGUCAAUACUCAUUUUGAUUCUCCAGAACAUUUUGUUUCCUAUUAUCAAGGAUAUAAAGGAGCGAUUAUUGGAAACUAUAAAAUUGAAUUAUGUAUUUUUUAUAAUGGAAUAUUAAGAAAAGAUAUAAAAACAUCUUCAUUUGAAUUUUAUCCAAUUGAAACAAUAUUCAAUGAAUUAACUGAGAAGGAAGAAGAUAGUUUAACUGAAAAUGAUAUUUAUUUUUAUGACGCUAAAAAGAAAAAGUCUCAAAUUAUCACAAUGACUUCAAUAGAACAACGAGACCAAUUUAAUUUUAAUCUUCGUUUAACAUAUGACCAUUUCAUCAAAUCACAUAAGAUAGAACUAACUAAUGUUUUUUAA
Messenger RNA from Entamoeba nuttalli P19, 2160 nucleotides. RefSeq lists its product as hypothetical. Gene Ontology annotation, biological process: Rho protein signal transduction. The record is from RefSeq and is a predicted model, not a curated record. NCBI's taxonomy places the organism in Eukaryota, Evosea, Mastigamoebida, Endamoebidae. Gene Ontology annotation, molecular function: guanyl-nucleotide exchange factor activity. The transcript has a single exon. Bases 1 to 2160 code for a protein of 719 amino acids.